AUGUCCUAUUCAGACAAGAGCGUACCCAAGCACCUGUGCAUUAGGCCGUUGACGGUGUACGAUGCAGCGCAAUGCAUGGCAUUAGAAGAAGAAGCAUUUCCCGAAGAGGAACGCAUUACCUCGGCCAAGCUUGACUACAGACUGAGCGUGUGUCCUGAGCUAUGCUCUGGGUUGUUUUUUAGGGAAUUCGAGCCCCAGACGGAGUCUGAAGAAGGAGACGAUGAUGUUCGCGAAUACCGGCCGCCUGCCCGUUCAACGAUCAAGAAGGAAACGUUGAUAGGUCAAAUUCUCGCAACCAAAGUAUAUGACGAUGCCAUUACAGAGCGGUCCAUGGAGGUCCCGAAAUUGACUUCUGAGCUUCUUCCAGAUCCUACUGUGGUUGAUAAUGACAAAAUCGGGCAUGUCGAAACAAGCCGUGUGAUUGGAGUCCAUUCGGUGAUAAUCAGCUCGAAGUAUAGAGGUCUCAAGCUAGGGUCCUUGUUGAUGAAAGACUAUAUUCAGAAGCUCUCACAGCAAGAUGUGGGCGACAAGAUUGUGCUGAUUGCACAUGACUAUCUGGUGCCUUUCUAUCAGAGUCUUGGUUUUGAGAACCGUGGAGAGAGUAAGUGUCGGUUUGCGGGAGAGGUGUGGUUUGAUCUAGCCAUUACGCUCUCUCAUGAUGAGGACGAUGAGUAG
Kuraishia capsulata CBS 1993 is the source of this 675-nucleotide messenger RNA. RefSeq lists its product as uncharacterized. Bases 1 to 675 code for a protein of 224 amino acids. Gene Ontology annotation, cellular component: cytoplasm. Gene Ontology annotation, molecular function: aralkylamine N-acetyltransferase activity. The transcript has a single exon. The record is from RefSeq and is a predicted model, not a curated record. Lineage: Eukaryota; Fungi; Ascomycota; Pichiomycetes; Pichiales; Pichiaceae.